CGCCCUCCAUCGACACAUACUAUAUACCGACAGAGAAAAAGAUGAGGGAGGGGGGUGGAGGAAGAGAGCGAGAAAGAGAGCGAGAGACAAAAAUGACCGUCUGACUAACAGCCCAUUCUUCACACUGUGCGAGGACGCCGGUACAAUGUAUAAGGACUGAUAAAUGGAUAAUUGAAUCCGCAGAAUGCCAGUGUGACCGAGAGGAGAACGGGUUUUGCUGCACUUGUGGCGGAACGAAGAGGAGGAAUUUUAUAGUUGGUUAAACAGGAUUGAAAACUUCCAAACUGGAAUUUGGUAGUGUUCCGAAACUGCCGGCCACACUAUGGCUCUGUCAAUCCAGAGUUGGGUCGCCAACGAAGGAGGAAAGCACUUGGUUUUGAUUAUGUGGCUUGGCGUUAACACUUGGCUGUUCUUGAGGACGUUCAUGACGUACUGCAGCGGACAACAAUACUUCUACCUCCAUAAGAUGCUCGGGCUAGGGUUGUGUGUCAGCCGUGCAUCUGCAUCAGUGCUCAACCUGAACUGCAGUCUGGUCCUGCUGCCCAUGUGUCGGUCUCUGCUCACCUACCUCAGAGGAACCCAUGCGGUGAACAGGAAGACACGCAGACUGCUGGACAAGAGUAAAACCUUCCAUGUGGCUUGUGGGGUGGCCAUCUGUGUCUUCUCUGUGGUGCACGUAUCUGCUCACCUGGCCAACCUGGUCAACUUCAGCGUCAAGUACUCAGAGGAGUUCCCUGCUCUCAAUGUCGCGCGCUACAGGGGGGAGGACCCCAGAAUCAUCAUCCUGACCACAGUUCCUGGGGUUACUGGCGUCCUAUUGGUCCUCGUCCUCUUCUUGAUGUUUACAGCCUCCUCAUACUGCAUACGAGUGUGUAACUAUGAGAUCUUCUGGUACACCCACAACCUCUUCAUAGUGUUUUAUCUCAUUCUGCUGGUACAUGUGAUUGGGGGAGCUCUGAAGUUCCAGACCAACGUGGAAGCCCACCCCCCUGGCUGCUUCAGAGCCAAUCAGACGUCCUCAGAGCAUCAGGGGGAGGAGCUGGAACGAGGGGAGGGGCAUGAGAGGAGCUGUGGAGAGGAGGCUCACUUUCAACCCCACCACCCCCAGACUUGGCUGUGGAUAUCAGGGCCCCUGUGUCUGUACUGCGCAGAGAGACUCUACCGUUACAUCCGUAGCAGCGAUCCCGUCACCAUAGUUACCGUUCUCCGACACCCUUGUGAUGUCAUAGAGGUGCGCAUGUUGAAGAGGGAAUUCAACGCCCGCCCAGGGCAGUACGUUGUACUGAACUGUCCGACAGUGUCGUCGUUUGAGAACCAUCCCUUCACGCUGACAGCGUGUCCCACAGAGAAGAGUGGGGUGUUUGGCGUCCACUUACGCGUGGUGGGAGACUGGACCGAGCGCUUCACAGAGCUGUUGCUUCCUGGGCCAGGGGUGGCAUCAGAGAUCCUUCCCAUGGUGCAACAGAGGACGUACCCAAAGCUGUACGUGGAUGGUCCAUUUGGUAGUCCGUCAGAGGAUGUGUUUAACUACGAGGUCAGUCUGUGUGUAGCGGGCGGGAUCGGAGUCACGCCAUUCGCCUGCGUGCUACACACUCUGCUAGAUGGCUGGAGGACGUUCAGACUGAGGAGGCUGUAUUUUGUAUGGGUGUGCAGGGAGCUCCAGUCCUUCUACUGGUUUGCUGAGCUGCUGUGCACCCUGCACCACAAGCUGUGGCAGGAAAACAGACCAGACUACCUCAACCUGCACCUCUUCCUCAGCCAGACCGACAGACUGCAGAGCAUGUCUGAGGAGAAGUACCGCCUUCUCAGCUCCCGAAUCCUGAUUGGCCGACCUAAGUGGAAGCUGCUGUUUGAUGAGAUUGGGAGGGCCAAUAAGCAUAAGCGAGUCGGGGUUUUCUGCUGUGGACCUAAAGGUCUCUCCAAGAUGCUCCACAGACUGUGUAACUCUGACCAGUACUCCGGAACCACGUUCGAGUUCAACAAGGAGUCCUUCAUCUGAGCUCCAACUCGACCCAGACCCACCAGAGCCCAGAGCGUCAACCCAGCCCUGCCCCCUGCCCCCAUCCCAGAGCACUGACCCAGCCCUGCCCCCAGCCCUGCCCCCAUCCCAGAGCACUGACCCAGCCCUGCCCCCUGCCCCCAUCCCAGAGCACUGACCCAGCCCUGCCCUCAGCCCCCAUCCCAGAGCACUGACCCAGCCCUGCCCCCU
Molecule: messenger RNA, 2209 nt
Organism: Osmerus eperlanus (European smelt)
Lineage: Eukaryota; Metazoa; Chordata; Actinopteri; Osmeriformes; Osmeridae
Product: NADPH oxidase 4
Exons: 18
Coding region: 323-1999 (558 amino acids)
Biological process (GO): defense response; superoxide anion generation
Cellular component (GO): NADPH oxidase complex; plasma membrane
Molecular function (GO): superoxide-generating NAD(P)H oxidase activity
Source: RefSeq, a predicted model, not a curated record